Sesamum indicum (sesame) is the source of this 2610-nucleotide messenger RNA. RefSeq lists its product as uncharacterized. Gene Ontology annotation, biological process: DNA integration. Lineage: Eukaryota; Viridiplantae; Streptophyta; Magnoliopsida; Lamiales; Pedaliaceae. The record is from RefSeq and is a predicted model, not a curated record. Gene Ontology annotation, molecular function: RNA-DNA hybrid ribonuclease activity; nucleic acid binding.
AUGCCAUUCGGUCUGAAAAAUGCAGGUGCAACGUAUCAAAGGCUCGUUAACAGAAUGUUCAGAGAACAGAUUGGAAAAACAAUGGAGGUCUACGUGGACGAUAUGUUAGUUAAAAGCCGGCACUCGGAGAAACACUUGCAGGACCUCGAAGCAAGCUUUGCCGUCAUGCGAACAUACGGAAUGAAGCUCAAUCCAACAAAAUGCACAUUCGGGGUCGGAGGGGGCAAGUUCUUGGGAUAUAUGGUGAGCAGCCGAGGGAUAGAGGCCAAUCCAGAGAAAAUCAAAGCAAUCCUCGAGCUAAAGUCACCAGCUUCGAUAAAAGACGUACAGAAGUUAACGGGUAAGAUCGCAUCCCUUAACCGAUUUAUUUCAAAGUCAGCAGAUAGAAAUUUACCCUUCUUUAAAGUAUUAAGAAAACCCAAGGAUUUCCAAUGGUCAAAAGAAUGCGAGGAUGCUUUUAACCAACUCAAGGAUUACUUGAGGACGCCACCACUAUUAGCAAAUCCCCGACCUGGAGACAUUUUGUAUCUAUACUUAGCAGUGUCGGAACAUGCUGUGAGUUCGGUACUGGUGAGGGAAGAGAAUAAAGUCCAGAACCCAGUAUACUAUGUUAGCAAAAUGCUGCAGGGAGCGGAGAUGAGGUACAGCUUAGUCGAAAAGUUCGUUCUUGCACUAGUAACGUCGGCUCGCAGGUUACGGCCGUAUUUCCAAUCACACAAGAUCGUCGUAUUAACAAAUCAACCGCUCAAGAGCAUUUUGUCGCGACCGGAGGUCUCAGGGAGAUUAGUGAAGUGGGCUGUAGAACUGGGUGAACACGAUAUAGAAUACCAUGCCAGAAACUCGGAGAGGGCUCAGGUACUUGCUGACUUUGUAAUGGAACUGACAAACAUGCCUGCUCUGGAUGUCAAGCCGUGGAUGUUGCAUGUAGACGGAUCGUCGAAUACUAGCAACGGGGGAGCUGGGAUCCUGAUACAAGGGCCAGGAGAGGUUGAAAUAGAGGUCGCAGCCAGACUCUCGUUUCAUGCCACCAACAACGAAGCCGAGUACGAAGCCCUAAUCUUAGGAUUAGAGCUGGCUCAUGCAGCAGGAGCAAGAACUUUAGAAGUAUACACUGACUCGCAGUUAGUAGCAAUGCAGAUCGAGGGGAAUUACGAAGCGAAGGAGCAGACAAUGUCGAUGUACCUGAAGAAGUCAAAAUCUCUGAUCGAGCGUUUCGACAAAUGCACGGUCCAACAGAUACCAAGAGGAGAAAACGAUAGAGCUGAUUCACUUUCUAAAUUUGGAGCCUCAUUGUCGGGCAUAAAGAACCGCAGUAUAAUAGUGAUGGUGAAAGACAGACCAGCGAUCGCUGAGGUCGAUGUAUAUACGGUAGACCAACCUUGUACGUGGAAGGACGAGCUAACGCUCUAUCUCAAGGAGGGGAUUCUUCCCAAAAACCCUUCGCAUGCAAAAAAUUUGAAGUUAAAGGCCACCAGAUUCACAAUGAUCGAAUCUGAACUAUACAAGAGAAUGGCGGACGGACCCCUGCUAAAAUGCUUGAAUGACGAACAAGCGGGAUACGUACUGAAAGAGAUACACGAAGGGAGUUGCGGCAACCAUUCGGGCGCAAGGUCGUUAGCUCAGAAGGUCGCACGUCAAGGGUAUUUCUGGCCUACACUGAUGAAGGAUGCGAAGAGGCUAGUACAAAGAUGCGAAAGCUGUCAGAGGUUCUCCGCCCGGAUACAUUCCCCGGCUACACCAAUGGAACCAUUACAGGUCGCUUGCCCGUUCGAUCAGUGGGGGAUCGAUAUAAUGGGGCCUUUCCCCCCUGCGAGGGCACAAAAAAAAUUUAUCGUACUCGCAGUCGAGUACUUUUCUAAGUGGGUAGAAGCCGAAGCAGUGGCAAGAAUAACGGAAAAAGGGAUGAUCGAUUUUAUUUGGAAGAAUAUCAUAUGUCGAUUCGGGAUCCCCAGAACUAUCGUAUCAGAUAACAGCACACAAUUCCAGGGGAAAGAAAUUGCGAGCUGGUUGAAGGAGUUAAAAAUCCAACAAAACUUCACAUCGGUGGGCCACCCUCAAUCGAACGGGCAGACAGAGGUGACCAACAGGACUAUACUCCAACACUUAAAGACCCGUAUUAAUUCAAAAGGAUCGUGGGAAGAAGAACUACCAGGGGUAUUAUGGGCAUACAGGACGACCCCGAGGUCGUCUACAGGUGAAAGUCCCUUUUGUCUAGUUUACGGUUCUGAAGCUAUUCUUCCUGCAGAAAUCGGCGAGGAAACCCAUCGGAUCGCAAGUUACGACCCUGCGGCGAACAACCAAGCACGCGCGUUCGACCUAACGGUGAUCGAAGAAAAGAAGGAUGCCGCCCUAGCUAAAAUACUCCACCACAAAGGCCUAAUGAUGAGGAGGUACAACAAAAAACUUCGACCCAGGGAACUCCAAGUGGGGGAUCUGGUCCUUAAAAAAGCUGAAGUCUCUAAACACGUGGGGAAGCUGGACCCUGAAUGGGAGGGCCCCUUUAAGGUGGUCGAAAUACGGAGGAAGGGUGCUUACCUAUUACAAGACUCUCAAGGACGUCUUCUCAAGCGACCAUGGAACAUACGAAACUUGAGAAAAUUCUAUGCAUAA